Molecule: messenger RNA, 2539 nt
Organism: Folsomia candida
Lineage: Eukaryota; Metazoa; Arthropoda; Collembola; Entomobryomorpha; Isotomidae
Exons: 3
Coding region: 412-1128 (238 amino acids)
Source: RefSeq, a predicted model, not a curated record
UGGAAGGUGACGCAUGCAAAUUUAUACAUAUGUAAAUACGUAACAGAACUGGAAAUUGGUCAAAUUUGCAACUUUUUGGGAACGAUUUUAAGCUAGAAAUGCAUCGAAGUACAGUUCCGGUUUCGGCAGUGUUGUUUCUCUAUCUUGGAAUUCCAUCAAAUUUUGAGUACCUGGCGGCUACAAGGAUUGGAAUUCGUGUCACGAACGAGUCCGAUCGUUUUUCUUCUCUUCAGCAAUUUAGCCCAAAUUUUUGACGUGGACAAAUGCAUCCCAAAAAUCCCUAAGUCCGAAACUGGUCAUCUCUACGAAAUUGAAACGAACGGGAACUGUGUCAACAUUUAUUCUCAGGAAAACUGUGACGGACACUUCGUCCGGCUUCAGACAGGUUUUUUCUUCACGAAUGUCCGAAAAAUGACGGCACAUCGUUGGGAUAAUGACAUUUUGGUGGAAAAUGAAAACAUCACGGUGGUCUCAAUCGGACCAUGUUUUGACCAAUGUGACCCCCGGAAUUGGGCCGGGAUUAAGAGAAAUAUCCCAGUAAAUGUUACCCUGUUCGAUAACGUGGUCCAUUCUGGAGCAGGAACGACAUACACGAUCUCUGACAUGGACUGCAUAAAAACCCCGCCUUUGGUAACGUGGGGAUCCAUUCAAAUGUCAGGAAGUCCGACAUCCAGCUGUGUCGAAUUACAUGACGAUUCCUCCUGUACUGGAAACUCGGUCCAGUUGCGACCGGGAUAUCCGAAUUUGCACAAUUUAUGGUCGUGGGGCUUCUCUGACAGGGAGGAUUACGCAAUUCGGGCGAAAUCAGUGUCAUUUUGUGGACAUGCUUGUCCACCGACCUCGCCCAGGAACCUAGUUUCGCCCUCCACUAUGACAACAUCACGGACCAGAUUUGAAGCUGAAAUUACCAACCCGUGCCACCCUCAGAUUGACGAUGGCGAGAUUCGCUUAAAUGAAGAAGAACAAUCUCCCGCCAAAAUUAGGAUAUUUCUUAUUUUAGCGAUUUUAUUAAUCGCUGGCUUUACCGGGUGGGGUGGUGCUCAUGUUUUUAAACAAUAUCGAAAUUCCUAUUUUAGAUAUUCUGAGGAGCGCAUGGUCGUGUACAGUGCAAAAGCAGAAAUUGUAUAAUUAGACAUUCUGAGUGUACAAAUAAUAGUUUAGUUAGUAUCGUAGCGUAGCAUACGUAAAGUUUAAACUACAUCAGGGUCCAUUUGAAUUGAAUUGUCCCAUUAAAUUAUUCCUGAUAACCAUACCAAUAUAGUUAAGCAAACGUUUCGGAAAUUCGAUUCGACUGUCAUUGCAUGAAUAUGUAAUCCGAAACCUUUCUUGAAUGCUUACGCACCGACACAUUUGUUCAAAGGAAUACUUAAACUUUUUGAUUUUUUCGCAAUUUAAUACAUACUAUACAGGUUGUGAUAUGCAUUUUGCAGAGAGUAACAUUGCCCAUGGCAAAGGUACAUUAAUCAGUAGAUAUCGACAAAUCAAACGUCACCAAAAUUUUCCAUAAGCCUAUUACAUUGAUUGUACAGCCGAUAGCUUACACUACGCGAAUUACGUCGCAUCCACAUAAUUAAUUCAAUUAACCAGUCUAGCCAAGGUCAAAGACUGGUUGGGGUACGAAGGCCAACUGAGCAAGGUACUUGGGUGAGGUACCCGCUGCUCACAAUUUAAGCAGCAACCGAGCACUCAUUCUGUCAUUGUGGUCAUAACUCGCGACAAGUAAACACACAUUCGCGUAAAUAUGUUGUAGAUUCUAGGAAAUUCUAUCACCGGAUUAUCACCGAUCGGGUACGUGUAUGUGACUGAACUGAAAGGUUGCAGUGCAAUCACCACGUCGUAAUACCUAUGUAUUACUAGCUACGUGUAUGGACUUACUCGAAAUACAGAGAUUCUAAAUAAGAAAUGGUGACAGAGAGGUAGCUUCGAAAAGUCAUAUUUCUGCUAACUACUUCACAUCAUUCUCAGGAUAUAUAUAUCCUCCUUAAUUAAUAUGCAUUUACAACCCACUUACAUAUAUUCCCACUUGCCUUAAUAUUUUUGGUCGGGGCUGCCAAAUACAAGUAAUGUAUAGAAAAUAAAAUUACCUUGAAAUUUAUUUAUGUAAGGGUUUCAUGAAUAAUCGAUACUCUACAGGAAACGGAUGUUACAAUUAAUAUUUUAAACUUGAAGGAAAAUCAACAUGCCUGAUAUAAAAUAUUCCACCUCUACGUAGUUCAAUUGUUUGAAGUUAGUAUAUAUCUAUUCCUCACUUCCGUCUACUUGAUCAUGGUGACAGACACAUGCCUUGAAAUAUUUUGUUUAGCGAAUGAACAAACGCCACGAUUCAGACAAAAUUGGGAAAAAAGAAAAAAUGCUUUGAUAUUUUUCACACGUAAGGUUGCUUACGUAAAGAACACGCAUGUAAGGUUGUCAAGACCAAUAACUUUACCAUAUUUAUAUACAGUGCGUCUCAAAGGUUCCUUUACCGCUUUUCUGACUACAAGUUGCAUUUAUUUAUAUGUAGCUUAAAUAAAUAAAAAAUAUUUGAUUCACUUCCAAA